AAGUUGCUGGAUCCAGGCUUGCAGGAGGAGCACUGACACCGAGUCCAAGGAAGGAGAAAGGCAGAAGACGAAGCUGCUGUUUCUGAAGUGUCCAAUCAUGCUGUGGUUUGUGGGGAUGACCUGUGUCCUCUGCAUGGGAGGACACAUCGCUGCGGGACAGAGAGAUGGAGAAAUGAUCAGUCAGAUUAAAAUGACUAACCUUGCCUUGGCCGAGAUAAAACAGCUGCUGAAACAACAGAUCAGAGAAAUAGUGUUCCUGAAGAACACAGUGAUGGAGUGUGAAGCCUGCGGAAUGGGAGGUACUCAACCCAUUUCCCCCUGUGAGCCCAACCCCUGCCACCCUGGCGUCAAAUGCAUAGAGUCUCUUGAGGGUCCUGAGUGCGGAUCCUGUCCUGAUGGCAUGGAGGGAAACGGUACCCGCUGCACUGAUGUGGAUGAGUGCUCGGUGAUGCCCUGCCACAUGGGUGUCCGUUGCAUCAACACCUCCCCAGGUUUCCGCUGCGGAUCCUGUCCCGCAGGAUACACCGGAUCCCAGGUCCAGGGGGUCGGACUUGCCUAUGCAACCGCCAACAAACAGGUGUGCAAAGAUAUUGAUGAGUGUGAUGGUCCCAACAAUGGAGGUUGUGUGGAAAACUCUGUCUGUAUGAACACCCCUGGCUCAUUUAGAUGUGGUUCAUGCAAGCCUGGCUAUGUUGGGGAUCAACGACGUGGCUGUAAGCCUGAGAGAGCUUGUGGGAAUGGCCAGCCCAAUCCCUGCCACCCCAGUGCCGAGUGCAUCGUCCACCGAGAGGGUACAAUCGAAUGUCAGUGUGGAGUGGGAUUGGCGGGCAAUGGAUACCUCUGUGGAACGGACACAGACAUUGAUGGUUUCCCUGAUGAGAAGCUGAACUGUUCUGAUAUGAACUGCAAAAAGGACAACUGUCUCACCGUGCCAAAUUCCGGCCAGGAGGAUGCUGACAACGAUGGAAUUGGAGACUCCUGUGAUGAUGACGCAGAUGGGGAUGGGAUCCCAGACACACAGGAUAAUUGUAAGCUAGUUCCCAACGUGGACCAAAGAAACAUUGAUGAGGACGACUUUGGUGAUGCCUGCGACAACUGCAGGGCGGUCAAAAACAACGACCAGAAAGACACAGAUUUGGACAAAUAUGGUGAUGAAUGUGAUGAAGACAUGGAUGGAGAUGGAAUUCCAAAUCACCUGGACAACUGUAAAAAGGUUCCCAAUGUCGACCAGAAAGACAGAGACGGAGACAAAGUGGGAGACGCCUGCGACAGCUGUCCUUACGUUCCCAACCCUGACCAGAUGGACGCAGACAAUGACUUAAUUGGAGACCCUUGUGAUACCAACAAGGACAGUGAUGGCGAUGGACACCAAGACACCCGGGACAACUGUCCAGCCGUCAUCAACAGCUCUCAGCUGGACACCGACAAAGAUGGAAAAGGGGACGAGUGUGACGAUGAUGAUGACGAUGAUGGGAUCCCUGACCUUCUGCCACCUGGUCCUGAUAACUGUCGUCUGGUCCCCAACCCUCUGCAGGAGGACUUAGAUGGUGAUGGUGUGGGCGAUGUGUGUCAGAAGGAUUUUGAUAACGACACCAUCAUCGAUCCCAUUGAUGCUUGUCCUGAAAAUGCUGAAGUUACCCUUACUGACUUCAGGGAGUACCAGACGGUCGUUCUGGACCCUGAAGGGGAUGCACAGAUAGACCCCAACUGGGUGGUGCUAAACCAGGGAAGAGAAAUUGUCCAGACUAUGAACAGUGACCCUGGUUUGGCUGUUGGUUACACUGCAUUCAGCGGCGUGGACUUUGAAGGGACGUUUCAUGUAAAUACGGUAACGGAUGACGACUACGCUGGGUUCAUCUUCGGCUACCAGGACUCCUCCAGUUUCUAUGUGGUGAUGUGGAAGCAGGUGGAGCAGGUCUACUGGCAGGCAAACCCGUUCAGAGCCGUGGCGCAACAAGGCAUCCAACUAAAGGCCGUGAAGUCGAGCACGGGUCCAGGGGAGAAUCUGAGAAACUCCCUCUGGCACACCGGAGACACCAGUGACCAGGUUAAACUCCUGUGGAAAGAUCCUCGCAAUGUUGGCUGGAAGGACAAGACCUCAUACCGCUGGUUCCUUCAGCACCGACCCGCUGAUGGCUAUAUCAGAGUUCGUUUCUAUGAGGGUCCUCAGAUGGUGGCAGACACAGGCGUCAUCAUAGACGCCACGAUGAGAGGAGGCCGGCUCGGAGUCUUCUGCUUCUCCCAGGAGAACAUCAUCUGGGCCAACCUGCGCUUUCGCUGCAACGAUACUCUUCCUGGGGACUUUGACACCUACAGAGCCCAGCAGGUCCAGCUGGUGGCCUGAGAACCGAAAACAAACACUUUACAACCAACACCAGGAGUGAGGAGGAAACACCAGCAAUAAAUGCGUCCAGACAGAACCGGUCCAUUGAGAUGUGUUCGGAUUGUUGAAUCUGAAAACAAAUUUCUGUCCUAAAUGAUGUUGGUGCAAAUUCUCAUAAACAAUAAAUAAACCAUGAUUUGAGUAAUUUA
Molecule: messenger RNA, 2532 nt
Organism: Girardinichthys multiradiatus
Lineage: Eukaryota; Metazoa; Chordata; Actinopteri; Cyprinodontiformes; Goodeidae
Product: cartilage oligomeric matrix protein
Exons: 19
Coding region: 98-2344 (748 amino acids)
Biological process (GO): cell adhesion
Cellular component (GO): extracellular region
Molecular function (GO): calcium ion binding
Source: RefSeq, a predicted model, not a curated record